AACUUUAGUAAGGCAUCUUAAAUACUAGAUUGUCCCUAGAGUAGCUCCCUCCAGGCUUAAAUAUAAUCAACAUGCCUAGAAAAAAGCCAUUUAGUAACAAGCAGAAGAAAAAACAACUUCAGGAUAAAAGAGAGCGAAAAAGAGGUCCAUCAGAGCAAGGCAGGGCUGAAUCGAACAGUCGAAGUGGAAGCAGAGAGCGUUGGGAGGAAAACACGGAUACUUCAGACAGUGAGAGUCUCAGACCCCAACUGAGACGUGUUAAUCAACAGCCCCAGAUAUUUAAACCAGGAGAGAGAAAUUAUGACCCAAACAGAUAUAGACUUUAUUUUGAAAAGGAGACCAAAGAGGAAAUUGAACAGAGGAAGAAAAUAGCGCUGGAGAAAAUCCUUGAGCCAGUUCCAGAGUCUGAACUGGAAGUUCACAUAGAUCAAAUCUACAGACCAGGCUCAGUGCUAGACUUUCCUAAGCGACCAGCUUGGACUUAUGAGAUGAGCAAAGAGGCAGUGCAGUCCCGUGAAGAGAAAGCUUUUAAGGAAUACCUGCAGAAGAUCUAUGAAAGUCACAACCCACGAGAACUAAGUUACUUUGAUCACAAUUUAGAGACAUGGCGUCAGCUAUGGCGGGUUUUAGAGAUGUCUGAUAUAAUCCUGUUAAUCACAGACAUUAGACAUCCUGUUCUACAUUUUUCUCCUGCCCUUUACGACUAUGUGACCCAGGAAUUAGGAAGAUCUCUCAUCCUGGUUCUUAAUAAAACAGAUUUAGCACCUCCCUCUCUGGUAGUUGCCUGGAAGCAUUAUUUUCAGGCCAAGUUCCCUAAGGUCCAUGUGGUGUGUUUCACUUCAUACCCCCGGCAUCCUGAGGAGGAACAGGACCCCUCUGCAGUUUUUAAGAAACGCAGGAGGAAGCGCAGGGUGUGGAGCUCAGCCCUGGGACCCAGUCAGCUUCUGCGAGCCUGUGAGGUUAUUACAGCUGAGAAAGUUGACCUGACAAGCUGGAGAGAGAAGAUAGAGAGAGAUUCUGCAGCACUGUGUAACCCUGCCAGUGAGGAGGGGACACAGGAUGAAGAGACAGAUGAGCUGAAUGCUGUUGUCUCCCAUCAAAUCACUGAUGCUGAACUGGGGGCUCCUAGCAGUGAGCUGUAUAAAGAUGGGGUACUAAGCAUCGGCUGUGUAGGAUUCCCAAAUGUGGGCAAGUCAUCAUUAAUUAAUGGGCUGGUUGGCAAGAAGAUUGUAAGUGUCUCGAGGACUCCAGGACACACCAAAUACUUCCAGACAUAUUACCUUACACCUACAGUGCGGCUUUGUGACUGUCCUGGACUAAUCUUUCCAUCACUGAUUGACCGGCAACAGCAGAUCCUUGCAGGUAUAUACCCAAUUGCUCAGAUUCAGGAACCAUAUACCUCUGUUGGUUACCUCUCCUGUCGUAUACCUGUUCCUCAACUACUUAAAUUACCCCAGCCAAGUGGGGUAGAGGGAGGCUGGACAGCAUGGAGCAUCUGUGAAGCCUGGGCAGAUAAACGUGGCUACAAAACAGCGAAGGCCUCACGCAGUGACACAUACCGGGCUGCUAACAGUCUGCUGCGUCUUGCUGUCGAUGGGCGUCUCUGCUUGUGCAUGAGGCCACCGGGAUACUCUGUGCAAAAGGAGGCCUGGCAACAGCAUCCCGAAACCAAGGAAAUGGCUGUCCAUUCCCAAGCCCAAGGUCAGGCCAAUAAUGACCCUUCAUCUGGUCGAGAAGAGGAAGAGGAGGAGAUCUCCAGCUCAGGUGAAGAAGAAGAAGAACAAGAUCGUGAUGCUGAUGAAGAGGAAGAUGAAGAAGAGGACCCCACACAGUCUCAGCAUAAAAGGGGCAACAAAAACAAAGUCACUGACAUUAACCCUUUCGAGUUGCUUGGCGAAGAUGAGUGUUAAAUUUGGGCUUGUGAAGAGUAAAGUCAGUCAUAUUUAAGAAUAUAGUAGUAGCAGACCCAGCAAAUGCUGGGAGGCUCAAUUGUGUAAGGGGCCCAGGUGUGCAAUUUCAGUAUAAUAGUGCAAAACAGGUUAUUUUGCUGAAAGAUUUGGUGCAGAAUAUUCUGCUGUGGGUCCAGAAUCUGGGUGAGGAUGGUGGUAGCUUUUACAAUGUGACUUAAUAUGAAGUUUGUUUGCCCUCCAAACCUAACUUCUGCCUCAUCUCAGUAGCCUAGUUAUCAGCUUGGUUUCACUGUGAAUUUAUAUUGGAGAAUGGCUUCAAAAAUAGAGUGAUAUUUUUUUAUAAUAGAAUAUUUCCUUACUUCAUUCAGGCCUCUUUCACACACAGACUGAUUCAGGUCUGAGUAAGUUAGUUCUGCCAAGUUGAUGAAAAAUAGAUCCAUUUACUUCUUUGAAAAUCUAAAGAAUCAGACAUAGAUGGACACAGCAAACUUGCAGCACAAGCCUGUUUUUUAAAACAAAAUUAAAGAGUCUCAUUCAUCAACUUCCUCAGAUCGGAAUCAGUUGUGCGUAAGUCCUUGGUGGAAACUGGUUAUAAAAGGCUGAAAGGAAACAGAUAGUUAGUAUUCUAUAUGAAUGACACAUUUGCCAUGAAAGUAUUUUUUGUAAAUUCUCUGUGAAUUUUAGCAUUGAAUGAGUUAAAUUGGAGGACAGGGUCAUUCAGAAACCCGCUUAUAUGUGCUCUUUGAUGAUUUUGCUUGACCAGACUCUCUUGGUUAUCACUCCAAUAUUGGAAUUUGAUGUGUGGGAUUCAGUUGAUUGUCUUGCAGUGUAAGAACAAAGAAUGUUUAUUGCAGUGCCUCUGCUAUGUCUACUAACUCUUCACUCUGACAACAGACCAGACUAUUCACUACAUUGCCACUGCCCAUUCAGUUUCUUUAAAGGGCAGAUAAACACAAAAUAAAAAGCACAAGGCUUACCACCUUGCUAUUUAGUAUAUUGCAAUGUAUUUGCUUAUAGAGGCCCAUUUAGUCUGAUAUGUAAUGGCGGGAGGUUAAAGUGAAUUGGAAAACUGGCCUUGUGAAUUGCUAGUUAUAUGGUAUACCCAACACACACUCCUUGAUGGAAAUUUUCUGGUUGCUGUUGUUCCCUGGAUAUUAAGCUAGGUGUUGCUAUUACAGCAUCAACUGCGCACAGUUGUUUUAGUAAAGCAGAAGCAAGUUCUUAGCCAAGGGUAGGAAGCUGAUAUGAAAUGGCAAAGCGCUUGCUUUACUAUAAGAAGUGUAUGCAGUGCCUGUUAUGGUACUUGACUCUCAUUUGUUAUCAGAGCUUUCUAAUAUAUUCUUUUCUGACAAUCUCAUGUUACUGUUGGGCAUCUUAUAGAUUUUGUAUUUUACAUUUACUGUUCAUUUACACCUUUUUAUGAGGCAUGAACUGGAAAUGCUGUGGGUACAAAUUUAGGGACCAGUUAGCAUCUGUAUGAAGUAUUAUAUUUGCUUUAACUAAAUGUAAGCAAUGCUCAGUAUUCCAAGUAAGACAUUUGUUGAUGAUUUACUUAAGAAGUUCCAUUUUCUAAAUACUUUGCAACAAAACUGGCUGACAUUCCAUUUUAAUGAAUGGGGCAGCUGAGGCUGUCUCUUUCAGCUUUUCCUACCCAAACUUAUGUCUCAGGCAUGUUAGUACCAGCCUGCACUUCUAAUUUGCAUCAGAUGUCUAUUUUGCUGAACACACAAUAAAUGCAAAUCUAUUUACUGA
Xenopus tropicalis (tropical clawed frog) is the source of this 3662-nucleotide messenger RNA. RefSeq names its product G protein nucleolar 1 (putative) (gene gnl1). Gene Ontology annotation, molecular function: GTPase activity; GTP binding. The transcript is spliced from 12 exons. Lineage: Eukaryota; Metazoa; Chordata; Amphibia; Anura; Pipidae. Bases 72 to 1910 code for a protein of 612 amino acids. The record is from RefSeq and is marked provisional.